AUGGGUUGCUUUAGAGGUCGAAAAGAGGCGGAAAUCCGUCCUGAACAGAAGUGGGAUGCUAUUAGUCUGAAAGACUUUAAGUCAACAUCAUGUUUCACUCCUUUCGCCUACGCUUACCUUUACUUUUCUCUUAUUAUAUCCAUUGCCGUUUAUGGUGUUGAUACCUUUACCGCUAUCAAUUUGUUAGCGUUCAAUACCUGGUCGUCUAGUAUUGAACCUACUCAGCUUGUCUCGAGAGACGUAUCGAAAUGGAUUUUUGCGAUUUGCAUCAUCGCCUCUUUCAUUAACUUGGGAUUCGAACAUAUUCGUGCUAUGAGGGUCAUGAAGCGAGGAAGUGUAGCUGAAUGCUACCUUGACAGUCUCGCCGUGCGCUUAGAAAGUGUCCGGUUCGGGCAGGGUCAAGGAUGGAGGCGCUUUCUCGUCUUCGCCGAAUUGACUAAGUCUAGGAAGGGUGCUGAGUACGUCGCGCUCUUUACGUACUUCAACUUCCAAUCCUGGAUUCGAGUUAUAUUCUGUUCCGGACCGCGACAAGCUGUCAAUGCUCUGACCUUGUUAUCUGUUUACAACUCAAAUCUCAUUCCGACCGAUGUUUCUUCGGUGCAGAGCACGCUCGGGACAUUCUUUGGCAAACUCGAACAUCUCGCCGACGAAAACAAGCAGCAGGUGGUGAUCCUAUCGGGUAUGGUGUUCACUUUAGUCAUCUGGGUUUUCUCUGUCAUUUUUCUACUCACCGCAGCUCUAUUCUACGUGUUCUUCCUCUGGCAUUAUAUCCCCCGACAGGACGGUGGACUCCACGGCUACUGUGAGCGGAAGGUCAACAAACGAUUGACAAAAAUCGUGACAAUCAAAGUCAAUAAGGCUAUUGCCAAGGAAGAGCGAGAUCGGAUGAGGGCCGAGGUUAGGGCGGCGAAGAAGGCCGGCGAAAAGCCGCCCCUUGGACGACAAGCGACCUUACCGACCAUACCGACUUUGAUGGACGACGGUAGCGAAGACAAACUCCCGGACAUGCCUAUGCUCAAUCGUAACGACACCAUGGCUACCUUGCCACCAUAUACCUCGCGACCUGGUUCGCAGCAUAGUAUUGAACUUAAUUCCUGGGAUCAAAAGCGACCUGCACCGUCACGACAGGGAACAAUGAACACGAAUGCCUCAGCAUCUAGCUUCUCUUCGCGAACUCCCUUGGUGGGUAAUGCAGCCGGAAUGGGUUUUGAUCGAUCGGCAUCUCCCGCACCGACUCUACCGCAAAUUGACAUGGCCAACUUCCAGCCGCCUGCGCGUCCGGGAACUGCAGCCUCAAAUAGGAGUUUCGGGCCCGGUCCCCAACCUGCCCGGGUACAGACUAACGGGAGCGGAUUCGGUGCCGGAUAUGCUGCAAGCCCGUCUACGUAUUCGCCGGAUACCUCGUCUCCGAUGGACGGCUAUCGCCGACCUGCGCCCGUGCCCCGUCCGUAUAACCAAAUGGGUGGACGCUCUAGUCCAGCUCCAUCCGUUUAUUCGAACCGCGGGCCGCCUUCGAAUGGGCCACCAUCCUACGGUGGCCAACCUUACCCACCCCCUCGUAGUAUCACGAAUCCUAUGCCCUCUGGACAGAGAAUGCCACCACAGCGGAAUAUGACAGCACCGAUGCCGCCCCGGCAGCAGGAUGGUUACUACGGGCAGCGCCCUGGAAUGGCUCCGAAUCACCAGAGGGAUACGAGCCAGGGAUAUAAUUAUGGUAGUGAUAUGGAAUCGCAGCGUGAUUUUCCAAGAUACUAG
Daldinia childiae is the source of this 1755-nucleotide messenger RNA. RefSeq lists its product as uncharacterized. Lineage: Eukaryota; Fungi; Ascomycota; Sordariomycetes; Xylariales; Hypoxylaceae. The record is from RefSeq and is a predicted model, not a curated record. The transcript has 3 exons. Gene Ontology annotation, biological process: potassium ion transmembrane transport. Bases 1 to 1755 code for a protein of 584 amino acids. Gene Ontology annotation, molecular function: potassium ion transmembrane transporter activity. Gene Ontology annotation, cellular component: plasma membrane.